Messenger RNA from Zea mays, 1133 nucleotides. Its product is annotated as acyl-protein thioesterase 1. Gene Ontology annotation, molecular function: carboxylic ester hydrolase activity; palmitoyl-(protein) hydrolase activity. Gene Ontology annotation, biological process: protein depalmitoylation. The record is from RefSeq and is marked validated. Gene Ontology annotation, cellular component: cytoplasm. Lineage: Eukaryota; Viridiplantae; Streptophyta; Magnoliopsida; Poales; Poaceae.
ACUAGUUUUUUUUUGAACAAAAAAAAAGACUAUUUUCCAAACAACUUCAAGUUCUCGGCAACGCAUUUUGGGCCGGCUCGGCCCUUGACCCAUGAGUAGCCUGAUCCGCUUGCUCUUCACCCUCGCCGCGGCCAUCGGCGCGGCCUCGCUCCUCGUCGCCUCACUCCGCCGCCGCGCGCCGCCUCCCGGGCUUCCCGCCAAGCUCGUCCCCUCCUCCCACAUGGCAGGACGCAACCGGAGUUUCGUGCUGUGGCUGCACGGCCUCGGCGACUCAGGCCCUGCCAACGAGCCCAUCCGCAACCUCUUCUCCGCCCCGGAGUUCCGGCUCGCCAAGUGGUCGUUCCCCUCCGCUCCCCGCGCCCCCGUAUCAUGCAACAAUGGUUUUGUCAUGCCGUCGUGGUUCGAUAUCCACGAGCUUCCCAUGAGCGCUGGCUCUCCGCAAGAUGAGACUGGGGUUCUCAAGGCUGUCGAAAAGGUGCACGCCAUGAUAGACAGGGAAGUAGCCGAUGGCAUCCACCCUGAGAACAUAUUUGUUUGUGGAUUCAGUCAAGGAGGUGCUCUGACAUUAGCUAGCGUUUUGCUUUAUCCGAAGAAGUUAGGUGGAGGAGCAGUGUUCAGUGGGUGGGUGCCUUUCAGUUCAUCAGUCACUGAGAGGAUUUCACCUGAAGCGAGGAAGACCCCGUUUCUUUGGUCACAUGGAAUGGCUGACAAAGUAGUAUUGUUUGAAGCUGGCCAGGCUGGUCCACCGUUUUUGCAAAGCGCUGGUGUUAACUGUGAGUUCAAGGCAUAUCCAGAUCUGGGUCAUUCGCUUUCCCAAGAAGAGCUACUUUAUCUUGAGUCGUGGAUCAAGAGUCGUCUAAAUGCCUCUCAAGAGAAGGACGGUUAACUGAUUCCAUCAUGCUUAAGUGGCAUUUAUUUAGUAUUUUUAUUAUACGAUACACAGAUCAACUACUUGUCCUGGAAUUUGUUAUUUGGAAUUUCCGAUUGGUUAUCGUUGUCGGGUGAAUAAGGGCACAUAGAACCGGGAUCUUCUGCUGGCCAUGGAUGUUCUAAAUGCACUUGUAACGGCCCUGGUAUCUGACACUCUCCUACAAUACAAGGGCUGCAGCUCUAGCUUGAAUUGCCUGGUCAAC